AUGUGGACGGUGGACGCUCUGCACCUGUCCAGCCACAGCUUGAAUUUGUGCAGAGGAAACAUGACAGGUGACAUGGGAUACGCUGUGAACCAAAAGAACCUCCAUCACCCCGGGGCACGCAACAAGCCGGCUGCCUUCGAUGCCGCCAAGCGGUACAUCUACCAGCAGGUGCUGCAGAGCCCGAUGGCAGAAAUUCUUCGCAAGUUCAAUGCCGAUGAUAUGGAGCUCUACGAGCAUGGCCGUCGUCUCUUCGAGUCCCAGAAGCGGGCCGUGCCACAGGUAAAGAGCCUGGCUUCAACGGACCUCAGCUCUUCCGUGUGGGUGCAGUAUCAUCACGAGCUCAAUGCCACGAGCGGUGUUGCGCAGAGUCAAAAGCGAUUGGCCGACCGUCACGGGGACAUCCGGGCCUUUCGAGAAGUGACGGGUCACGAGGAGGUGCGAUUCUUCCGAGAGGCAAUCAAAGCCCAGGCGAAGGCUCAACAGCUUCUUGGGGUAUACUUUAACCAGGAGCCCGUCUCAGGUGUUGGCCGCACAGCGGAGGAGUUGGACGACGGCUGGGAUGGUGUUGACCACACAGCUGAAGAGUUGGAUGAAGGUUGGGGUGGCAUGAUCGUAUCCGUCGAGGAGUUGGAGAUGCCUUCGAAGAGCGCCGAUGCCUGUAAAGGCCCCGCUACUACCAACGGGCACUCGCUGCUGGCGCAACUUCAGUCGGACAUGGAGUGUGUCUUCAAGCGCCUGGAGGUUGUCGAGGCACAGCUGGGCCUCUCUGAGAAGCUGCACAUGGAAAAAGUUGGGAAUGAGGUUGUCGAUGACGCCAAAGCGUUCAACCAGGAUGUGCAGGUUUUGGAGGUGAGCGAUGCUUUCAAAGCUGCCAAUCCGGGUGUGACUGGUGCAGAGACUGCAGCACAAGCAAAGACUGGGUUUUGGAAGCGAAGAUUUGAUGAGUUUCGCUUUUCCACUACAACAACGUUUUCUGAAGUCGAGUUCGAGCAAAGUGUUUGGAGCAUUCCCAUCGUUUCUGGAUUGACGGAUGUUGGCUGGUUCGACCGGCUGUUUGCCAUCAUGUUGGUUUUACUGAACUUGGGUAUGCAAGGUGCCUUCUCCUGGAUUCUGCUCACCGACGCCUUCAUCGGUGAAGCCUUUGAGGCCAAGGUGGAUAGCGCGAAGGUCUGGCGGACAAGCAUUGCCCACGACCACAAGUACACCGAUUUUGCAGACACCAGCUUGGUGUCCAGAGUUUGCGCUGGAGAUGGUGCGCUGAUUCUAUCCACCAUACAGGCAACUCUCGUGACUCACAUCAAUUCCUACCUCGGGCUCCAGGAGCGGGACUUCGCGGGAUCGAUCUUCAAGCCCGGUGUUCUUCUUUGUAUGCUUUGCAUUCUGCUUUGGGCUUUGUGUGUCUACAAGGAAUAUCGACGAGUUUUUUUGGAGGUGGAGGCUGCUAUCGGCAUCCCCAAAUCGCGGAGAACUGUCUUCCGCCAGAAUGCUUUCGUGAGUAUAUCAUGGGGCCGCUUCCUCAUGCUGCUGGUAACAUCGUUGGCAAGAGCCCUUAUCGCUUCCGUCCUCCUGUUUGCUGGCAUCCUGUGGUUGGCACGCACGACAUCAAUACAGGAACUUAUGUUGAAUGCUGUCGCCCUGAACGCCAUCCUGGAUGUCGAUGAGUUCCUUUUUGCAGGUAUGGUGCCCAUCAAGACCCAGCACUUUAUAAAGGAGCUCCAACCCAUCCACGUGAAGUAUAGCCGGAUUCGAAGUCAGUUCGAAACCCUGUUCCAUUGUAUCUCGCUGCUGCUGCUUGUAUUCACAUCCUAUUUCCUCCUGUUGUCACCUCUGAGUGACACCAUGCUGAAUGUGAAGCAGGAGCUCUGCGGCGGCAACCAGACCUUCGUAGCUGCAUUCAACCCAGAUACACAGUUUACCUUCGGGAAGGUCACAGCUGAUUCCCGCUCUGCACGGGACCUCUCUACCACGGAAAUGGCGGUUCAAGCCCAGGUGAUGGCUGGACCACUCGAUCGAAGUAGACUAUUAAGGUUUUCACCUACUGUGGAUCAGUUUCAGGAAGAUGCUGCGCGGACUAUGAAAGAGGAAGCUACUUUGUAUCCCUUUUGCACGGAAACGAUGAUCCUCGGCGGCUACUGGUCUCUUCACCUACUUAGAAGCUUAGGUAGCCUUUUACCGUUCGGGGUUUAUACAAUCCUAGGGUAG
Molecule: messenger RNA, 2202 nt
Organism: Symbiodinium sp. CCMP2592
Lineage: Eukaryota; Dinophyceae; Suessiales; Symbiodiniaceae
Source: the annotation of a GenBank genome assembly